Molecule: messenger RNA, 939 nt
Organism: Xylaria bambusicola
Lineage: Eukaryota; Fungi; Ascomycota; Sordariomycetes; Xylariales; Xylariaceae
Exons: 2
Coding region: 1-939 (312 amino acids)
Source: RefSeq, a predicted model, not a curated record
AUGUCUCGUCAACCUAGCCAAAACCAUACCUCAUCGACUGCAACAUCCUUCUGUCAAGCAAUUUACUUUUACUAUACUUGCGGUUGUCGCAAACCCGAGCCCGUCUUCUGCUGCCAACCACCGGUCAACUCACCAACCAAGGCGGGGAAUCCAUGCCGGCACGAGCAGCCGGCUUUAGUUGUCGCGAAGCUCCCCCGAGCAUGUGGCAAACUGCUUGGUAGCUCAGCAGCGUGUGGUGCCGAGGAUCCUAGUGCUAAGAGAUUCGUACGCGAAGUGGAUACAUCGGAAAGGUUGGAGCUUGCUGUGUCUAAAGGAUUGAAACAGGAUAUGGUGUCUGACGCCCUUCCCGAAAAAGUCGAGGGCACAUUUACCAUUGACGAGGUCAUUUCGAAGUCGCGGCAGAAAUUUAGAUCAUUUCUAUCUGCAACGGCUGCUCCAUUUGUUCCACAGCUUGGAGCAUUCAUGGCGAGUGCUGCGAUCCCAGCGGUCGCCGAUGGUGAAUCCCACCAGACCACCGAAGGUGUUAUGGAAGAUAAUACUAUCGCGGGAGUGAGCAGAGUAACGGCAGCAGUAUGCCAAGCAGAGGAGAUUAAAUGCAGGGACUUUGCUACUGAGAUGGAUGCCAACAAAGCUAGCCGAUCUGCGAAAAUCGAGGAUAGUCAGGACAAUCAGGACGAUCGUGAGGAACUCUAUGAGAUCGAGUUAAGUCACCCUGAUAUAUUUCCCACGAUUGCUGACGAAAGCCCCGAUGAGGGAGCCCCAGGCAUAGAUGACACAACCCAAGAGGAGAGUGUCGGUUCGUCUAUAGAGCCUCGAAAAUCCUACGAAGAGCUGGUGACUUACUGGGCUAUUGACAACAGUAAGGAAAAACUCAAACCAUCAAGGACAUGUUAUUGGGCCGUAGCGACGCUGUUCUCUAACUUCAUACGGCGGAAUUGA